ACUAGAAAUCAAUGGCCGUUACUUUAAAAAUAUGCCACAGCAGAUGCUAAAACGCAUUAGAAUAUUACUUGUUCCAACUCUGAACAACCUUCCCUCUGACUCUCCCAAGAACAGAGAAGGAAGAAAGCACCCUUCUUUUUUCUUCGAAAAGGAUCUAACCUCCUUUUGACAAAAGCAUGGCUGCUUGCGGUGAGAUCAUGAGCUUUUCCGAGACUUCAUUCCUCACCAUCAGUGGACCUCUUUUGCGCAGGGGGAAUCACAAGAAGCACUGUCUUGCCUUCCCUGUUCUCUAUCCCGAUGAACCAGGAAGGGGGAGAAGGAUAAGGCCUGCAAAGACCAUGCCAACGCCAGUGAAAGCGGCAACCAAUGAGGAUGUGGUCAAGAUGAUGGCUGGGAAGCAGGCUAAGAUGGAUAAAGUCAUGCUCAGGGCUGCGUUGACCGUGAGAAGGAAGCACAAAGAGGACAUAAAGGAAGCGGUUGUUAACCAGCUUGAUGCUCUUACAGAUAGGAUUGGCUGGAAUGUGGCGUUGGAGCUCAUCAGCACUGAGAUCAAUCCGAGAACUAAAAAGCCAAAGACAAGCAGAGAAACGGUGAUCAAGGAUUGGUAUGAGAAGAAGAAUGCCAAGGGAGAGCGUGUAGUGUAUACUGCACACUUCGAGGUGGACUCUGGUUUCGGUGAGCCCGGAGCAAUCACAGUGAUCAACCGCCACCAGAAAGAGUUCUUCUUGGAGAGCAUAGUUGUUGAAGGGGAAGGCUUUGCAUUUGGACCAGUUAAUUUCCCCUGCAACUCUUGGGUUCAAUCCAACAAGGACCUUCCCAGCAAGAGAAUUUUCUUCAGCAAUAAGCCAUAUCUACCGUCCGAGACACCGACAGGACUUAAGGAACUCAGGGAAAUGGAACUCAAUGAGCUAAGAGGGGAUGGAAAAGGCAUUCGGAAGUUAUCAGACAGAGAAUAUGACUAUGCAACAUACAAUGACUUGGGCAAUCCUGACAGAGGAUCUGAGUUUGCCAGGCCGACACUUGGAGGUGAGAAGAUCCCAUAUCCAAGGCGAUGCAGGACCGGCCGUUUGCCGACCGACACAAACAUGCUAGCUGAGAGUCGAGUUGAGAAGCCACAUCCAAUCUACGUGCCACGUGAUGAGGCAUUUGAAGAGCUAAAACAAGGAGCUUUCACUGCUGGAAGGCUAAAAGCCGUGCUGCACAACUUCAUUCCAUCACUCAUUGCAUCCAUCUCUGCUGAUAACCAUGACUUCAAAGGAUUCCACCACAUUGACAACCUCUACAAGGAGGGCCUCAUCCUGAAGCUUGGCCUCCAGGAACAUCUCUUCAAGAAGCUCCCAUUCGUUAAAAAGAUACAAGAAUCAAGUGAAGGUCUGCUCCGAUAUGACACCCCAAGAAUCCUUACAAAGGACAAAUUUGCAUGGCUCCGAGAUGAUGAAUUUGCUCGGCAGGCAGUUGCAGGGAUCAACCCUGUCAGCAUAGAAAGGCUUCAGGCGUUCCCUCCAGAAAGCAAACUUGACCCUGCAGUUUAUGGCCCAGCUGGAUCAGCAAUCACAGAAGCCCACAUAAGCGGUCAACUCGAUGGGUUGACAGUUCAACAGGCGGUGGAGGAGGCGAAGCUGUUCAUGUUGGACUUCUACGACAUAUGCCUGCCAUUCGUCGACAGAAUCAACGUAAUGGAUGGCCGAAAAGCGUACGCGACGAGGACCCACUUCUUUUUGACUCCGAUCGGAACGCUUAAGCCGAUAGCGAUUGAGCUUGGACUCCCUCCCCAGCAACCAGGCGCAUCCCGUCCCAGCGUGGUGCUGACGCCGCCUCGUGACGCUACUUCCAAUUGGCUGUGGAUGCUUGGGAAGGCCCACGUCUGCUCCAACGACGCCGGUGUUCACCAACUGGUCAACCACUGGCUGAGGACGCACGCCACCAUGGAGCCUUUCAUAAUCGCAGCUCACCGGCAGCUGAGCGUGAUGCACCCGGUGUUCAAGCUUCUGCAUCCGCACAUGCGGUACACGUUGGAGAUCAACGCGCUGGCGCGGCAGAGCCUGAUCAACGCCGACGGCGUCAUAGAGUCCUGCUUCACUCCCGGCCCCAUAGGCAUGGAGAUGAGCGCCGCCUUCUACAAGCACCUUUGGCGAUUCGACCUCGAAGGGUUACCGGCUGAUCUCAUCCGAAGGGGCAUGGCAGUGGCCGACGCCACGCAGCCGCACGGCCUCCGCGUCAUCCUCCCGGAUUAUCCCGACGCCGACGACGGUCUCCUCCUCUGGUCCGCCAUCGCCCGCUUCGUCAGCUCCUACGUCCGGAUCUACUACCCGGAUUCGGAAGCCAGCCGAGUCCGCUCCGACUCGGAACUCCAGGCGUGGUACCACGAGUGCGUCAACGUGGGCCAUGCGGACCACCGCCACGCCUCGUGGUGGCCGCGGCUAGACACCCCGGACGACCUCGUCUCCUUGCUCACCACCCUCAUCUGGCUCGCAUCUGCCCAGCACGCGGCCCUAAACUUCGGCCAGUAUCCCCUCGGCGGAUACGUACCGAGUCGACCUCCGCUGAUGCGGCGACUCAUCCCCGAUCCCGAGCGCGACGCAGACGAAUUCAGAGCCUUCCUCGCCGACCCGCACUGCUUCUUCCUCUCCGCCCUGCCCAGCGUCCUGCAGGCGACCAAGUUCAUGGCCGUGGUCGACACGCUUUCGACGCACUCGCCGGACGAGGAGUACCUUGGAGAGACAAGGGACGGCACCGCCCCAUGGACGGCGGACGAAGAGGCCGCGGCGGCGUAUAGGGCGUUCGCAGCGGAGGUGGCGGCCGCGCAGGAUGAGAUCGAUCGACGGAACGCGGACACGAAUCGGCGGAAUCGGUGCGGGGCCGGAGUGCUGCCCUACGAGUUGAUGGCACCGAGUUCAGGACCCGGCGUUACGGGACGUGGCAUAGUUUGCAAAAUCGCGAUUCGGAUCGUAGGAUCGUACGAUCCUACGAUCCUAAGACCCAAAAUCGAUCCAGGAUCGUGCAGAAUCGAGUUUUGCAGCAGGAUCGUAGCAGGAUCGGUAGGAUCGGUAGGAUCGGAACAGGAUCGGUAGGAUCGUAACAGGAUCGGAACAGAAUCGGAGCAAGAUCGGUGGAAGCUUUGAGAGGUCAUAACUUUUGACUCGGAUUGAACCACGUGGCCUAUAAUAUAUCAAAUCGAAGCUCGUUCAGAGAUCUUUAAUAAAUUUCAAAGUUUAUCCUUAACCACCCUAUU
Molecule: messenger RNA, 3232 nt
Organism: Zingiber officinale
Lineage: Eukaryota; Viridiplantae; Streptophyta; Magnoliopsida; Zingiberales; Zingiberaceae
Product: probable lipoxygenase 6
Exons: 9
Coding region: 177-3071 (964 amino acids)
Biological process (GO): lipid oxidation
Molecular function (GO): protein binding; oxidoreductase activity, acting on single donors with incorporation of molecular oxygen, incorporation of two atoms of oxygen; metal ion binding
Source: RefSeq, a predicted model, not a curated record